AACCGAGUCUCCGACUCUAUUUCAUAUUUUAUUAUUUUUAUUUACUUAAUGGUUUUGAUUUACUCGAUUUCGCCGGCAGCCUAUCAUUGUCCCUGACCGACAAAAACUAAGGCCAGACAAAAGAGCCGGAGCUGGAAAAUGAUUACGUGGAUCCGCAGUGGGCCCAUGUGUCCCCUGCAACGAAGGCAAGAUGGCGUCACGUGGUCCCACGGUGCCACCCCUGGGCGUUACAUUUCCUACGACACAUACGUUACAAAUGUCCAAAAACAGCAAUGCCCAUCCAAACAAAAGACGAAAAAAGGAUAUAAAGUCCGGCUUCCACGUGUGCGAUCCUACGUGGCUUGUGGGCCCUCCUACCUCUGCGCAAAACUCCCGCAUGAUGUCCUUGCUAUAUAAACCCACCCCUCCUCGCCCUUCUCAAAGAUCACACACAACAACUUCAUUUUUCAAUCAAAAUUAACAUAUAUCCAUUUCUUCUCCUCCAAUUCUCGAGUUUGAUUUGUGUUUGACCAUGGCUGUUGACUCCUCUCCCCCGCCGGUCAACGAGAAAUUCGUUAAGACUCUCAAUUUCAUCGAGGAGAUGACCAAGACCACCGAUCUCGUGCAAGAGAAGGUGCUCGCCGAGAUACUCGCCCAAAACGCCCGCACUGAAUACCUCGAGCGCUUCAAUCUCGGCGGCGCCACCGACCGCCACGCCUUCAAGUCCAAGGUUCCGGUCGUCACGUACGAGGAUCUUCAGCCGGAGAUCCAACGCAUCGCCAAUGGCGACCGCUCCCCUAUCCUUUGCUCUUAUCCCAUCUCUGAGUUUCUUACUAGUUCCGGUACAUCAGCCGGUGAGAGGAAGCUGAUGCCGACGAUCCGGGAAGAGAUGGACCGGCGACAGAUGUUGUACAGCCUUCUCAUGCCGGUGAUGAAUUUAUAUGUCCCCGGCCUCGACAAAGGGAAAGGGCUCUACUUCCUAUUCAUCAAGGCCGAGACCAAGACCCCCGGCGGUCUGGUCGCCCGCCCGGUUCUCACGAGCUACUACAAGAGUGAGCAAUUCAAGAACCGGCCGGUCGACCCCUACAACGUUUACACCAGCCCGGACGAGGCCAUCCUCUGCGUCGAUUCAUUCCAAAGCAUGUACACUCAGAUGCUCUGCGGCCUCCUCAUGCGUGAGGAGGUCCUCCGUGUCGGGGCGGUUUUCGCCUCCGGUCUGCUCCGGGCCAUCAAGUUCCUCACUCUCAAUUGGAGACCGCUCGCCCACGACAUCGCCACCGGUUCACUAAACCCUAAGAUAACCGACCCGGCCAUUCAGGAGCGCAUGGCUAAGAUUCUGAAACCUAAUCCAGAACUCGCCCAGUUUAUUGUGGGAGAGUGCGAGGGUGAGAACUGGGAGAGGAUCAUCCCCAGAAUCUGGCCCAGCACCAAGUAUCUUGACGUGAUCGUGACUGGUGCUAUGGCACAGUACAUCCCACUCCUCGAUUUCUACAGCGGCGGCCUCCCGCAGGCAUGCACGAUGUAUGCCUCCUCGGAGUGCUACUUUGGUCUCAACCUGAAGCCUAUGACGAAGCCGUCGGAGGUGUCGUACACCAUCAUGCCCAACAUGGGAUACUUUGAGUUCAUCCCCCACGACGACCAAGCCCCACCCACGACCAGGUCCGUCUCUGGUGUGCCGCCGCGGCCGCUGGUGGAGCUGGCGGAUGUGGAGGUCGGGAAGGAGUACGAACUGGUGGUGACCACCUACUCCGGGCUGUGCCGCUACCGCGUGGGAGACGUCCUCCGCGUCACGGGCUACCACAACGCGGCGCCGCAGUUCAAGUUUGUGCGGCGGAAGAACGUGCUCCUCAGCAUCGACGCCGACAAGACGGACGAGCUGGAGCUCCAGAGGGCGGUGGAAAGCGCCGCGGCGCUUCUGAGGGAGCACGGCGCGGCGGUUGUGGAGUUCACGAGCUACGCGGACACGAGCUCGAUCCCCGGGCACUACGUAAUCUACUGGGAGCUGUCCGUUAAGGGCAAGGCGCCAGGCGGCGAGGUUAUGGCGGAGUGCUGCCUGGCGAUGGAAGAGUCGAUGAACACGGUGUACCGGCAGUGCCGGGUGGCGGAUAACUCGGUGGGGCCGCUCGAGAUUAGGGUUGUGAGUAGCGGCACGUUUGAGGAGUUGAUGGAUUAUGCAAUCUCGAGGGGCGCGUCGAUCAACCAGUACAAGGCUCCGAGGUGCGUGAGCUACACGCCCAUCGUGGAGCUGCUCGAUGCGAGGGUGCUGUCGGCACAUUUCAGCCCCAAGGCGCCACGCUGGACGCCGGAGCGGCGGGUUUGAUGGUGGUGCCGAUUUUAAGCUCUAGUGUUUGGAAUAAAGGUUAAGCUUAUUGUUUCUGUUUGAUUUGGAUUGUGAAUCUGUGAUCUAUGUUUUAUCUUUUCUUUUGUAAUUGCAAAUUUUGUGCUUAGAUUCAAAUAAAUCUAUAUGUGAAUUGUGAAAGAUAUGCUGAAAGCUUUGUCAAAAGUUGGAGAAAGAAGGGUGUUGAUUUUGGGUAAUGUUAGUGUUGUUGAGCACUUCCAAGAUUCACUCGUG
Salvia miltiorrhiza (redroot sage) is the source of this 2551-nucleotide messenger RNA. Its product is annotated as probable indole-3-acetic acid-amido synthetase GH3.1. The transcript is spliced from 4 exons. The record is from RefSeq and is a predicted model, not a curated record. The coding region runs from base 512 to 2299 and encodes 595 amino acids. Gene Ontology annotation, molecular function: acid-amino acid ligase activity. NCBI's taxonomy places the organism in Eukaryota, Viridiplantae, Streptophyta, Magnoliopsida, Lamiales, Lamiaceae. Gene Ontology annotation, cellular component: cytoplasm.